Messenger RNA from Volvox carteri f. nagariensis, 490 nucleotides. RefSeq lists its product as uncharacterized. Gene Ontology annotation, biological process: peptidyl-lysine monomethylation. The annotation marks the transcript as partial. The transcript has 4 exons. The record is from RefSeq and is a predicted model, not a curated record. Lineage: Eukaryota; Viridiplantae; Chlorophyta; Chlorophyceae; Chlamydomonadales; Volvocaceae. Gene Ontology annotation, molecular function: protein-lysine N-methyltransferase activity.
AUGGGGGUACGUUUGAGAGCAUGGACGCAAUGUGGGUGUGUGGGAUGCUGGGCGCUGGACGUAAAACGCGUGCGGGCUUUGGAUGGGGGAUGUCAAGAAGAAGCGCUAGCAGAGGCCAGCGGCUCCGGAGCCGCCGAUCCUCGCGCAGCUCGGCUCAAGGCCUGGGUUCUGGAGCACAGUAAAACAUUGCCGACGCAGCUGACACCCGUGCAGCGAAGCGAUGGCUCGUACUCUCUCGUCGCGGACGAGCCCGUACGCCGCGGCCAGAUUCUCGUACGCGUUCCUCGCCGGCUGCUGAUGAGCCAGGACACGGCACGCGCCAGCGAGGCAUGUGGUCGUACAGUACGGGAGGCGGGUUUGAACGAGUGGCAGUCCCUCAUUUUGCACCUGCUGUGUGAAAGGGCUUUGGGUUCUCGAAGCUUCUGGGCUCCCUACCUGGACACUCUGCCCCAAGAUAUGUCGUUCCACCCCCUGUUGUGGGGCCCCGACC